Molecule: messenger RNA, 1888 nt
Organism: Syngnathus acus (greater pipefish)
Lineage: Eukaryota; Metazoa; Chordata; Actinopteri; Syngnathiformes; Syngnathidae
Product: solute carrier family 22 member 13
Exons: 11
Coding region: 153-1709 (518 amino acids)
Biological process (GO): transmembrane transport
Molecular function (GO): transmembrane transporter activity
Source: RefSeq, a predicted model, not a curated record
GCCCCCACCACUGCGUCUUUAUGAGGCGAAGAAGGGGGAGCCAAAACAAGCUUGAAGUUUAAAAAGUAACACUGUCCAAAGUCCAAACAGCAGACCUUUGGCUCGGGAAGUCAACAUGGCGCCGGGUUGUUGAAAUCCACAUAGCUAUCCACAUGUCUCCGCUUCAGCUGUCCGUCUUCUGGCGUUUGUCGCUUGCCUUCUUCUUCAACGCAUUCCUCUUCUUCCUCGACAUUUUCAUUGCCACUUUGGAUGGGGAGAACUGUCAGCACGGCAAUGGCACAAGCAACUCUGGAACCAACCCGCAAAACCAAUCAGAGCGCAAGGAACUUUUGGAAGAGGAAUUUGUUUGGAUGACUAAAAUCUACAGCCGAGACUCAGUGUGUGGCCAGACUCCAUGGUUGUCCCACGGCCGAAUCGUCUUCAUGGUGGGUAUGCUGCUUGGAUCGCUGGUGGGCGGAGCACUGUCUGACAGGUACGGGAAGCGUCCAGUGUUGCUGUUUUGCGUGUGUGUGCAGCCUCUGUGUGGCCUUGUGCCAGCUGUUUUCCCUCAGCCAACCCUGUUCCUCGCUGUUCGUUGCUUGACAGGCGUGUGCUGCUGCUGUAUCAACAAUUGCUCCGUCUCUCUGGCUGUGGAGUGGACCGCCCCCUCCGCCCGCCUCUGGUCCCCCGUCUUUUUGGGCUUCUGCUUCAGUCUCGGGACAAUGGCCGGAGCUCUGUUGGCCUGGCUUAGUCCCACUUGGACACAGCUUCACCUGUCUCUCGCGCUGCCCCAUUUCAUCUGCCUGCCGCUCUUCCGGUCUGUCCUCGCCUGCCCGUGUUUCACUUCCGGAGUCUCCGCGCUGGUUGGUGCUAAUGGGGAGGACGGAUGUUCUGUACCGCUACUGUCGUGGAAGUGCUGCCAACAAGCAAUUCUGGGCGUAGACUUGCUUGAGAAGCAGAGCGCCGCUCAGACAGCCCAAUCUCCAAGUGACCUCCUGCCCUUCAAACAUCCAACUGUCUUGCUGCGUCUGUCAAUCAUGGGCUAUCUAGGGGCUGCGACUGCGCUGACUUACUAUGGCAUCUGUAUGAACAUUGGCUCCUUCGGCGUGAACAUCUACUCGGCCCAGUUCUUCUCCGGACUUUCAGAGGCUCCCUCUCUGCUCAUCCCGCUGGUUCGCCUAGAUCGGCGUCCCUUCAGCAUGUUGACUCUGUGCCUGAGCGGAAGUGCCUGCUUAGUGUCUUUGCUGCUGUCCAGAUACCAAUGUGACGCAAUGCUCGUGAUGAGUUUGGCACUGCUGGGCAAAUUCAGCAUCCUAGCCACAAUCUACAUCUUGUCUCUGUACAGCAUUGAGCUGUUUCCCACAGUGGUCAGGCAGCGUUGCAUGGCGGUGGUUGAUUUGUGUUACCGCCUCGGCUGUCUGUUUAGCACUCUGUUCCCACCCAACCCCGAAGGAGCCAUCCCACUGGUCGCCAUGCUCAUCUACAGCAGCGGGCCUAUCAUAGGCUGCGGAUUGUGUCGACUGCUUCCCGAGACUAGCGGCACCCUGCUCCCUGACUCUCUGGACGACUGUCUCAGGCCAACUCAACACUCCCACGAAUCAAGAAUUCACACGUUAAGAUCAUCUUGUCCGUUUCUUAUCAGGGGAAAAGUUACUGCUUUUGGGAAGAAGUUAGAGCCGUUGGAAAAGAAGCUGCAAACCCAGAUGGCUGUCGUUGGCGCAACAGAGUGAAGGCAAACGCACAACAUCUCUCAGGCAGCGUGAAACAGCUGUGUUUCCUUUUUCAUGAGCCACUUUUAUCUGUACUGCGCUAAUUUGUCUUGCAACAUUAUUUUAUUUGGUUAUAAACCAACACACAUGGCUGGUGAAUAGUCGUAUUUGUCACAGCGUUAAAGGGAUACAAAUCAUCA